AUGAAGACCGUCUUUCUUAUACUGGGUACCCUACUGUGGGUCUCCGUACCCGGAUGGGCUUCUAUUAGUGCAGACAACACAUUCUCGGAUCGAAACAUCGGAGAGUUCCGAGAGCUCAUCAUAAACACAAAAGACGGCGCACUUUUUGCUGGUUCAGAGGGAGCAAUCUUCCGUCUUUGGGCUUAUAAUAUCAACGAUACUGGAGAGAAUGUGUUCUCAAAAAAGCAAUUAAUCCUCAGUGAAUCGGAAGAAUCAGAAUGUCGUUCGACUGCAAGUGAUGAGAGAUUAUGUCGACCAUCUACUCGCUUCUUAGCGUUUACUAACAAUAUGGACUCGAUUUAUGUGUGUAGUUCAGUUGGAAUGCGUCCAGAAAUCAGAGUAUUGGAUUCACUUUCAUUGCAAGAUCAACAAGAACCGAGAACUGAAAUUGGUAUUUGUGUUGUGGACCCAACAUUCAAUUCGACGGCUGUAGUGGUGGAUAACGGAAAUCCAGAAGAUGCCACCUCCGUCUACUCCGGAAUCCGUACCGGAAUGGGCGGUGAGAAUCAUUUGAUCUACCGGCCUCCACUCACCAAAAACGGAAAACAACUUCAUGCUUCAAUUCGAACAAUUUACUCGGAUAACAAAUGGCUGAAUGAGCCACAAUUCGUCGGAUCAUUCGAUGUUGGACAACAUGUUCUCUUCUUUUUCAGAGAGAUUGCACAUGAUAAUUCAUUCGGAGAGAGAAUUAUUCAUUCGAGAGUUGCAAGAGUUUGUAAAAAAGAUAUUGGAGGAAGGAACGUGUUGAGACAAGUAUGGACUUCGUUUGUCAAGGCGAGAUUGAAUUGUUCAGUUUCUGCAAAUUAUCCAUUCUACUUUGAUCAUAUUCAAUCUGUAAAACGAGUCGACAAACAUGGCGAAACAUUCUUCUACGCCACAUUCAGUACAUCUGAAACUGCAUUCACUUCUUCCGCAAUUUGUAUGUUCCAGUUGUCUUCAAUUAAUCAUCUUCUGGACACCGGACUCCUCAUGGAAGAAUCCGCAAAUGGGCAGUUCUCAGUGACUGCUGACGAGAUUCCAGCUCAUCGUCCAGGAACGUGUUCUUCAAACUCCCACAGUAUCUCUGACACUGAUCUUCACUUCGCCAAAACUCAUCUUCUUGUUUCUGAUUCUAUUUCUGGAGGCACUCCAAUUCUUCCACUCCGGGAUCACGUCUACACUCACAUCAUCGUUGAUCAACUUCAGAAUCAAAAUGUCAUUUUUGCAUUCGACAGUCCCCAUCGAAAAAUGUGGAAAAUCUCUCAUUGGAAAGAAGGAAAUGAAUGGAAAUCUAAUCUGAUCGAACAACAAGAUCUCAGAACUCCGGCCGGCUCCAAGAUCAACGACGUCGCUCUUUUGCCUUCUGAAUUCUUCUUCACUUCUUCAAAAGGGGGCGUGUCCCAAUUCUCUGUUGCAAGAUGUCAAGAUCUUCCAUCGUGUGCUCUAUGCUCUUUGGAUCCAUACUGUAGUUGGAAUGCAGUCAACUCGAAAUGUGCAUUGAAAACUAAAACAAACGAGAAAUCAGUCGGAUGGGUUUCCAGUUCAUGGGCUGGAAGAAUCUCUCCAGAAUGCUCUGCCGUCGAGAAACUCACUGUUAAAGAUGUUUAUUUGGGUGAUGGAAUCAAAAUGGUCGGUGCAAGAGGCGGAGUAUGGCAGAAAGAUGGGCGGGACUUGGAAUUCGGACAACGGCACGUGGCAACAGAGAAUGGAGAGUUGGUGAUAUUGGAUGUUGAUGUGGAAGAUGCAGGAACUUAUGAGUGUUUGAGAGGAAAUAUUAUUUUGAUGAGAGCAAGAGUUGUCGUUCAUGAGAACUGUGCCCGGCCAACGAGUGUCUCAGAAUAUCGUUCAUGCCAACGUGAAUGGUGUAAGAAGGCGGACGCCUACAAAGCUGCUCUGAAUAUUUGGAGUGACUCGAAUAAAAAGAACGUGCAAUGCAAAGCAAACGGCUCUAAUAUUCACUAA
Molecule: messenger RNA, 1980 nt
Organism: Caenorhabditis remanei
Lineage: Eukaryota; Metazoa; Nematoda; Chromadorea; Rhabditida; Rhabditidae
Exons: 7
Coding region: 1-1980 (659 amino acids)
Biological process (GO): axon guidance; positive regulation of cell migration; negative chemotaxis
Molecular function (GO): chemorepellent activity; semaphorin receptor binding
Source: RefSeq, a predicted model, not a curated record